Messenger RNA from Pyricularia grisea, 852 nucleotides. RefSeq lists its product as uncharacterized. Gene Ontology annotation, molecular function: actin filament binding. The record is from RefSeq and is a predicted model, not a curated record. The coding region runs from base 1 to 717 and encodes 238 amino acids. Gene Ontology annotation, cellular component: actin cytoskeleton; Arp2/3 protein complex. The transcript is spliced from 6 exons. Lineage: Eukaryota; Fungi; Ascomycota; Sordariomycetes; Magnaporthales; Pyriculariaceae. Gene Ontology annotation, biological process: Arp2/3 complex-mediated actin nucleation; actin filament polymerization.
AUGGAGCUGUCUGAUGAUGGCCCCACUAUCCCCACGAGCUGUGACGACGUCCUGUCCUGUCCAGUAUUGCCCGCCGUUGAUGAAGACUAUCACCAAAGCACGGCCGAACAAUUCACAUUGGCCUUCAUCUAUUGCUUGGGACGAACGAAGCUAGAGAAGCACCCAAGCGGCGGCACUGGCGACCUCGAGAAUUUUGAAUCUCGGGGUGCGUCCCAAUCCCUCAGGCCGUACCUCCAGGCGGUGCGGAGCAGUCUUACGGCUGCGCUCUGCCUGUCCAACUUUGCGUCGCAGGCGUCGGAGAGGCACAACGUGCCCGAGAUUGAGGCGCAAACAUCGCCCGAAGUGCUGCUGACGCCCCUGACGAUUGCGCGCAACGAAAACGAGCGCGUCCUCAUCGAGCCCAGCGUCAACAGUGUCCGCAUCAGCAUCAAGAUCAAGCAGGCCGACGAGAUCGAGCACAUCCUGGUCCAUAAGUUUACGCGCUUCUUGACCCAGCGCGCCGAGUCUUUCUUUAUUCUGAGGAGGAAGCCUAUCAAGGGAUAUGACAUUUCCUUCUUGAUUACCAACUUCCAUACGGAAGAGAUGCUUAAGCACAAGCUGGUUGAUUUCAUCAUACAGUUCAUGGAGGAGGUUGAUAAGGAAAUUUCGGAGAUGAAGCUCUUCCUGAACGCAAGGGCAAGAUUUGUGGCCGAGUCUUUCUUAACACCGUUCGACUGAUCGCGAAAGCUGUACACGUCGAGAGUUUCUGUUACUGGCGUUGUUGGCAGAAACAGGGUUCCUUGUCUUAUUAAAAAAAAGACAAGCCAUAAGAUUAUGAAUAAAGUGCCUGACAAUAAAGUGCUUGAGAAUUAC